Messenger RNA from Saccostrea cuccullata (small rock oyster), 1840 nucleotides. Its product is annotated as tektin-4-like. The coding region runs from base 158 to 1516 and encodes 452 amino acids. Gene Ontology annotation, cellular component: microtubule cytoskeleton; nucleus. Lineage: Eukaryota; Metazoa; Mollusca; Bivalvia; Ostreida; Ostreidae. The record is from RefSeq and is a predicted model, not a curated record. Gene Ontology annotation, biological process: cilium assembly; cilium movement involved in cell motility. The transcript is spliced from 6 exons.
ACUACCCCGGAAGUCGCGUCUGCCAUAGCGACCAUCAACAACCAUAUUAUCGGGUUAGCAGUGAGGUAUACUUCUCUAGUCUUUUAGUGGAGUUUCUCGUCACAUGUAAGUGUGACAGUAGUGGCGAACUUUAAAAAAUUGGAAUAAACAUAAAAUCAUGGCAACAGCGACAUUAAUGAGCAGGGAGAUCCCUCCGGAGAGACCACAAGUGCAAAUCGCCGAAACAUCAGGAGGAUCUCGUAAUGCUGAUAUGGAAAUAACAUACACUGGUAACACAGGAAACGACAUGGGAAUCUCAACAAUGGGGUUCAGGGCUGCGAAAUACAACCCUCCAGAGUGGCAUGAAAGCAAUUAUGCUAAGUAUUACCAAUCAUUUGUCGACAGAGAUAGUGCUGAGAGAAUUCGCCACGAGUCCAAAAGAACAGCUAAUGAAACAGAAGCCACUACAAACAAAACGCAAGCAGAGGUGACCAAGAAACUUGGCGAGAGAAUUCAAGACAUUAACUUUUGGAAAUUUGAACUAGAAAGAGAAAUUCAAGAUGUAAUCGCUGAAACAGAUCUGCUCCUGGCACAGAAGAAAAGGUUAGAAAAUGGACUCCGUGCAACAGAAAUUCCCCUUCACAUAGCUACAGAUAACUUGAAUUGCAGACAGAGAAGACAAGGUGUGGAUUUGGUGCAGGAUGAUGUUGAACUUGGAUUACUGAAGGAAGUUGAAAUAAUCAACAAUGUUCAAGACUUGCUCAAGAAAACAAUUGAACAGUCCGAUAAACAAAUUAAAUUAAAUAGAGAAGCUAAACAGAACCUUGAAAUGGACUGGAGUGAUAAGAAGGAGGCCUUAGAGAUUGACACCAAAUCUGGAGCACUUAGAAACGAACACACAGACAAACAAUUCUACUCAGGAGCAGCCAAGUUUGAGGAGAUCCAAUCUACACCUGAGUCCUGGGCCCAGUUUACACAUGACAACAUUGUCCGGGGAGAACAUGAGAGAAUGGCGUCCAUUCAGCUGAGACAGUUGAUUGAUAAUAUCCUUGCCGAUACAUCUCGAGACAUGAGGGAGCAGUGUGACACAGUGGAUGUCUGCUUCCAGAAACGCUUGGAGGAAAUGGAAGAUUCUAAAGCUAAAAUGGAGGAAAAUCUCAGAAAGAUCUGUGAUGAGAUUGCCCAGAUGGAGAACAACAUUGAUAUGUUGAGGAAAGCUAUCCGCGACAAGGAGAACCCAAUGAAGGUGUCCCAGACCCGCCUCAACAACCGCACCAACAGACCCGGUGUGGAGCUCUGCAGAGACCCCGUGCAAUACAAACUUGUGGGUGAAGUGAAUGAAAUUGCACAGUCCAUUGAUGCUCUAGCAGAACAACUAAACAAUGCCGAGAACUCCAGAAAAGACCUUCAGGACAACAGAAUGGCUCUAGAGAAGGAGAUUGCCUGCAAGAAGAACAGUAUAUUUAUUGAUAGGGACAAGUGUGUCAGCGUCCGCACACGAUACCCAACUUCACUCAAACUGCAGGGCUACCAGUAACCCUCCAGCUGCCCCCCUAUAGACUCUAAAUUACACUGCUUCUGUCUGUCUAGAUCUUUUUGGAUCAAAGCUUGCACUGCACCUUCAUCAAUGUAAUGUUGUGAAACAUUUUUAUUCUUGAAACUUGCUGACAUAAUAUCUUGAAAAUCAUGCCUCAUCAAAUGUGUUUGCAAAACCAACUAGAUAUAUUUCAAUUAUACUUUACAAAGGGGUUAAAUUUUUGCUUGGAUUGUUUCCUUGCCCUUUGUUCAUUAAAUUAUAAGUGUGAUAUUAUUGGGAAUAAACAGUAUUUUGUAAAUAAAAGUAUAUGUUGAGAGUACAAAU